Dermacentor albipictus is the source of this 8456-nucleotide messenger RNA. Its product is annotated as stomatin-like. Gene Ontology annotation, cellular component: plasma membrane. The record is from RefSeq and is a predicted model, not a curated record. NCBI's taxonomy places the organism in Eukaryota, Metazoa, Arthropoda, Arachnida, Ixodida, Ixodidae.
UCCACUGAGGACUCUCCGGCAAGCGGCGGGCGGCGGCUGCGGAGUUGUUGGCACUUGUGCAAAAACAGACGCGAGCUUGCACCGCAUGACGCCAAGAUAGAGGAGCGCUGGCGUGCGUGCAGUAAAACAAAAGCCUCGUUAACCCCGCCUCCCCCGUCGCACCCCUACUGGAGAGUGGAAAAGGCACAAAGAGAAAAUAGGUAGCGAAUCAGCGGUCUUCAUGUCACAAGAGGGCACCGGAGUCGGCGUCAGAGGGGACAAACCGAGUUCCCGCGAAGGCGCUUCGCUUCUGCCAUCAGGCCAUCGUGCGUCGUCGAGCGAAGGCAUGCUGCAGUCCGGCGACAUGGAUAAGGAGGAUCACACGGGAUAUCGCACCGAAGCCUACACGGAAACAGGCAAGAAUGGCAUCUGCACAUUCCUCCUCACAGCCAUAUCCAUAUUUUUUAUCAUCUUGACGUUUCCCCUGUCGCUGUUCAUGUGCAUCAAGAUCGUGCAGGAAUAUGAGAGAGCCGUCAUCUUCAGACUUGGUCGCCUUGUCAAAGGAGGAGCAAGGGGACCAGGUCUUUUCUUCAUCAUUCCCUGCAUUGACAACUAUACCAAAGUCGACUUGAGAACGGUGUCCUUCGAUGUUCCACCCCAAGAGAUCCUGACCAAGGACUCGGUGACCGUCGCGGUGGACGCUGUGGUGUAUUACCGAAUUCAGAAUGCCACGGUGGCCGUGACCAACGUGGAGGACUACGGGCGCUCGACGCGCCUCUUGGCGGCCACUACUCUGCGCAACGUGCUCGGUACGAAGAGCCUCUCGGAGAUCCUCUCCGAGCGCGAGACCAUCAGCCACACCAUGCAGGCGAACCUGGACGAAGCCACCGAUGCCUGGGGAGUAAAAGUCGAGCGAGUCGAAAUAAAAGACGUUCGGCUUCCAGUACAGAUGCAGAGGGCUAUGGCAGCGGAAGCUGAAGCAUCCAGAGAGGCUCGCGCCAAGGUGAUCGCGGCCGAGGGCGAGCAGCGCGCGGCGCGCUCUCUCAAGGAGGCGGCUGACGUCAUCUCAGAGUCUGGACCGGCGCUGCAGCUGCGUUACCUGCAGACGCUCACCUCUAUCGCGGCCGAGAAGAACUCCACCAUCGUCUUCCCGCUGCCCAUGGAACUCCUGAGGGGACUAGUCUACCGAGAACCUAGUCAAGAUCUCUGAGAUGAAAGCCUGGCAGUAAGUGAAGCUGCAUCUUGGGACAUCGAAGGGACGUCGGUGGAGGAGAAGCCACAAGCACCAUGGUACCAAGGCACAUGACCUUUGUUGCACAACACACGCCCAUAAGAAGUUGUUGCGCGUAUUCAAUUGUGUUUGCGUUUCCUAUCUCCCAUCUGACCCAUUUUCACUCGAACUCGAACGUAUGGACUCGAACCACCAGCUGGUAUCCUUGAGUCAAUGGGUGCUGAAUGACGAGAGUAUGAGCGGCGGAGAGCUGGGAAGCCCUCGCCCCUGUUAUAGAAAGUGCUGACAUUUUGUUACCGGUAGCGCGUGAACAUAACUUGAAGAUGAAACCUAGUAGCAAAUAACUAGCGCUGCUGAACUGCGAAAAAAAAGGCGUGUGACAAUAUGCCUUGAAAAUGUUGGUUGAACUAUAAGACCAAAACUAGUUCAGUUUCGAAUUAUUGACGUAUGUUUACUUACAUAAUGUAAGCGUAAUCAAGCGUAGAUUGUUUUCUUCCUUUCCUUUUCUUUCUUUUUUUUUCUCAAAGUGCGUCCAAUGUGCGCAUUUCGUAGACUUUCUUUUUCGAUAGCUAUUUCUACCUACAGUUCUGGCUGUAACCCGAUGGAAGAAGCCUGUCUUUGUUUUCAAGUGGCUAUGAGUAAGUGAUCUGUGCUCGAAAAUCGCCACAGCCGCACGUAUACGUGCGAAACUCGAAUGACCACCUUUCUUGAAUUAUACGUGUCAUGAAAAUAUCCCCCUAGGAUGUUUUCCAAAGCCGACUCGCUGUCUUGAAGAACGGAAGGUGUUACGUGCAGUGAUAGUUGUGUAAAACGACAUGAAAUGUGGUCACGUGGUCAGACUGCAGUCCUGCGGGUCAGGUAGGGCCAUGAGAGUCGCCAUUGUGCACAAGAAAUUUUCGAAAGCCUCUAGACUUGACGGCCGUGCUCGCGAUUCGACAUGUAGCAGACGUCGCAUUCUCGAACAACACACAACACUACCAGGAGCCACGCGAUAUCAAGCGCACAAGACUCCUUACGUGCUAGCGCGCUCGGAAAAAAAAAAAGAAUACAGUUUUCGCGCUUGAGUGACAGCCAAGGCUCGGAGAAACGGCAGGAAACAAUUGCGUCGGGGAGACGUGUAGCUGCUGCCAUUGUUUUGAGGCGCGCUUGUCAGGUAUGCGGAUAGCACGUGACCCCAACCGAAGAUAUAUGCGAUGACGGGGCGAUUGUGAGCGAGUGAGCUGACUACCGGCGACUGCACUACACCGCUCCGGCUUUUGACAAAACAAGCUUUGUCUGCGCACCACAUCGCGUAACGUAAUUCACGCGUGGCGACGUGCCCCGGCGCCAUUCUAGCAUAGAACCUUGCAGGGGGAAUUCGUAAAUACCUGCAGUAUGGCGAGCAAGAUCGAGCAAGAUAAAAACAAAUAAUGGUAAGGAUAAGGGCAAGCGACAUUCUCUUCGCAUCUUUAGUCCAAUCAGGGGUUUGGGAAUUAUCCUGGCGUGGUCAAUUUAGCAAAGGGCCGAACACACUUUACGAUGGAAUGAAAGUUGUUGGCGAGACCGAUUAUUCACUGACCGGAGGAAUUUCUUGAAAAUCGCGAAAAUGAUAUUAUUGCGAAAUUAAGCCUGUGGCACAGCUCAUAUUUAAAAAAACGCCAUGCUGCGGAACUGACCGUUAAAAGUAAGUGGACAUUGUAAGACUGUUUUUCCUGUGCUGUAUUCACGUCAGAGACUUGCGUCAGAACCGUGUCGAAUGAAUUCAUGAUUCGAUAUAACCAGGAAGCGCACAAUAUAGUCUGAGUCGAGGGCGCUUUCUUCGAUAUACGAUGGCGAAUGUGUAUUCUUGGUCAAGAUGUUCCGGAAUGUGAAAGCGGCGAAAAAAUCCUAUUCACAAGUUAUGCGAAUAGCCUAGAAUCACAGUGAGUAGCUGAAAUCUUUGUACUACUCGAGUACAGGCUACGCUUUUCAAUUUCAGGCUGCGCGGCAAAGGCGGUGGGAAAUUUAACUCUUCCGUCGAUGUCUGGCUCCUCAAUAUUUUGGUCACGAGUGUACGACAUACAACUAUAACACGUUUAUUUAACUGACGUAAGUGCUUCGUCAUCGCGGGUUGGAAUAUUACAAUUCUGAAAUAAUGCGUUCGAGGUUUUUACCAAAUUCACGCUCUGGGCGCGCGAAUUUGGUGAAAACAUCGCGUGAAUAUUGCACGGCGCAAGAUCUCUACUGUCAUCAGGGAGAAGUCCGUAUGCGCCAUGCGUACGUGUGCCGAGCACAAAUCGACGUGGCACUUCCAGGAAAGAAAUUGUGCUUACUACGCAUUGAUGUUACUUCAUACAGUAUUUGUGCAGGAUUUAUUUGAACUUAGACCUGCCCCUAACCAUUUUCACCUUCUCCAUUUACUGUUCAGUCAAAAUAACUAGGUUAUGAACGGUGAACGAGCUAUUGUUGAAAAAAAAAAAUAACGCUUGUGCGCAUACCUCGAAGUCUGGUGACGCAAGCCCUCCUAGAGCGCGAAUAUAGUUUUUUAACUGGUCAGCAGGGCAGGAGCUGAAACGGAACUAGCAAGUGUGUAGAUGAUUGAGUCUUAUGAGUGGAUAGCUCUCCCAUUAGGCUAACGCUCUGAACAUAACUAAGUUCAAGCUAUUGCUUAAAGUACCAUUUGCUGACAGGGCGCAAUUACGCUAAAUAUGUGUCUGAACAGUUCCGGUACGCGAGCAGGUUUAUUGGAAGCUUAUUGUUUAGUUAUACCAACUCGAAUAUGGUAAUUGGGUGCUACUGCAUUGAUACCUACGGUGCACGUGAAGUUCUCGCCGCGCCAAACUGGACAAUGCAAGAAGCAUAUCCCUACGCACAGAGUGUUGGUUACAAGAAGCACCUAAGCUCUGCCUGCGCGUUGUGACUGCAAAAGUUUCGAAGGCACAAGAACCUGUUUUCUGCAAAUCGUGGCAAUAACUGACCAUACGUUCACUGUUAGCUGCAGCUUUCGUGGUUACCACGCGAAAGACUGUUUUUCCCCAUAUCUGCUAAUGCAUCCUUCAAGAACAUACCUCUCGAACAUUCAAUUCACUUGAACUCACUGAAAAGUACAAACAUUACUUAUCUCUACCGGAAGCACAAAAUGACAUGUUAAAACCAGGUUAUUUGCCUUGAUUGCUAAUAUUGGCCUUAAUCGCUAUAUAAAUGUUAAAAAUAACAUCAUCUGACAAGCAAUAUGCAACACUUAAAUUUGUUGACCACAGCUUUGCGUUUCAAUACACAGCAUUAAACUCAGUGUUAGUCUUAGCACGCUGCAAUGGGCAUUAAUUUUUUUAUCAAUCAGAUAGAGCUUCCCAGAACUUAAGAAACAUGACGUCCCGUGUGCCUAAGCCUAUAGUGUUUCAAAUGCACCACGCACUAGGAUACAUGGGGUUUACAUACGGUAAUGAGUGAAAAUUACACUCAGAGUAAAUUUUUAGUAUACUCGUAUGCGUUUGAAAUGAAGGCAUCAUCUUGCCUAACGUUAGAUUGCUUUUGAUCUUGGUAGUGAAAAAAAAAUGUAUGUUUGCAGAUGGGAAUUACUUUUUAAAGCGGCAGCAGCCACGGAGCAUCGCUGUUGGAGUCCUGAGUGUAUUGAAGAAAUUAGGCAGAAAAUUUCAGGUCGUUAAAUUUUUGAACUCGCACGUUUCAACCAAAAACCAAAACCACUGAACCGAAAUAUCAAAAUAACUGCUAAUUUAAGGCUUUCGAAUCGAAAGGCUGCGCUAUGCAUUUUGCAAGGAUGCACGUUUUCACUCUCCCAUAAUGUCGAAACAUGAUCUCACCGUUGUAUUUGCCGCUCGACUUUUCUUUCUUCAUUAGCGAAAUUGCAUUUCAGAUUAUUUAACACUAGGUUUGUUGACGGUUCCCCUUAAUAAUGAUACAUUUACCCUUUUUUUAUCACUGCCAGCCUGCGGGCUAUAGCACUACGUCAAUGCAAAGGGAAAAAAGAAAAAGGAAGUAAAGAGACGCCUCUUUCACCCGACUGCUCUCCGACGGUAAAUGAUUCAGUACCACAGUGGCCUUCUAUCUAUAUAUAUUGUAAGAAAAUAUUUCUGGAAAGGAACCUAAUACAGCACUCGCUGGAGGGCGUCUUCUCUGACAGUGCUGAAAUGUAUAUCGAACCACUUAGUUUGAAUGCAGUUAUUUUCUUUACAACGAGCACUUGAUGGCUUCCGCUAUACGUAAUGUAUACAUGGACCGGUACAUGUUCGCAGAAGCACCUGACUGACUAGACAAAGCGUGCGUGAGCCCAUCCGUCCGUCUGUGCGUGUGUGCGCGUGUGUGUGAGAGAGAGAAAGAGAGAAAAAAUUUGGCUAAGCUAAUAAAUGGCCUGGUAGGAAAUUUAGUCGCAGUAAGUAGCCUCAAAACCUCCAAUGAACGUUGUGCUUUCAAAGAAAGGUGGAUCGUUCUGGGCGAGAAAGUAUCGGACUUUCUAAGGUCGCCUAAAUGGCUGAUAUUGUUUAGUAUCUAUGCGAUGCAAGAUUUUCUGUCACAAAUGAGUCAACAUGUUAAACUUUUUUUCCGAUGUAAAAAAAGCUUUUCGAAUCUGCGUCAACCAUCAAUGUGUUUUAAGCCAGCAUACAUACCAAACGAGCAAGCGUUCGCCUAAAUGCCGAUUUUCUGGUGUCUUGCUUUCUCAAGUACGCUUUCAACAACAACAACAAAAAAAAAUAGUCUGUCGUCUCGUUGCGCAAACGGUUGAGUGCAAUAUUUCACAUACCUUGUCCUAAAUGUUGUUUUUACAACAUGGCCGUUAUUUCUUUCUUACAUUGAAACGCGUACGUUCUGUUCAUUUUUAUGGUCAAGCUUUUCACUUAAGAAAGCAUCGGCAAUUGGUUGUUCAUCUUCGAGGAAGGAUCAGCGCUGGAUACACGGACAGAGUGAAAGCUCACGGCAAGCGACACGUUGCGCCGACUAACUUAUUUAUUUACACAUUGGACGAACAUUUAAAUGCACCUGAGCGCAUCGUCAAAGUCACAAAAGAGGUCUAAAACAUAAAUGUAGGAAACGUAAGGGAUGGUCAUCUUUACACAUUGGUGCGUACACAUGGCGAAUGCGCUUGCAUCAUUGUGACUGCCUUUGUGUCCGUGUAUCAAGCGCUGUUCCUGCCGCCCUUGAAGGUUUCACUUAAUUUCCACUGUUAUGAUGUUCUGAUCAAUGUGAAAUAAACAUGAAGAGUUGGACUCACUACGGUGAUCGUGGUGAUGUGGCAGCAGGCCAGGUUAGCCUGGCUUGCUAAUCGGCAAUUGUUCCGACGACAGUAUCUAAUGGAUGGAAUGAAUGUAAUCGUAAAGGACCACAUCCCAUCGUGAGCACCGCUACACUUUACUGCGUUCAAAGGCUACAGUGACGUUUGUGCUUUAUGUGACAUCAAUGUUGACAAAUGUCUCAGCAAUUUCACCCAUCUGUACAAAUACUAAUUUUGUUGGAUUUGUUAACGUUGCUUGAAAGGUGGAGCGUUCGUUGCGUGUAAAUGUUCACCGAGCAGAGGUUGAAUUUUUAUGCGCCUGGGAGACUGAUAUUGACUAACAUUAUACUGCCUCGAAGUAAAUGAGAAAAAUAGAAGAAAAUGAAGAAAAUAAAAGAAGUGCCCCAGAGGGACUACAUUUCUUCUAGUUUUGACUCAUUCAGCCUUAUAAUCUUUUUUUCUAGAACUGUCAGAUUUAUUUUUAAAAUUCUAGCGCCCUUACUUUGCUACAGUACUUAGGCAGCAAAACAAGCUAUCGCAGGAUAAUCCAGGCAAAAAAUUGCAUGUGAGAAACAACGCGCACAAAAGAGCGUUUUGCGAUUUUGCGCCAAGUAAAUACCAAGUAUAACAACUACACAAAGGUCCAAGUGAAUCGUUUUCCCCAUCUCUAAUCAUUCGCCUGCAAAAAAAAAAAAGAAAGAAAAAAGAUUUUCAGAGACGCCACUCACCGCCUUUCUUCUUUACCCCGAGAAGACUUACUUGCGGGGACGGGAAGGCAUUCGCUGGUCAUCCGGCAUCCACGAGGCCCCCAAAAGCAUCUCGCGAUGCAUCUGCCGGACGCCUUUUGAAGUUGUGCGAAAGUAUUCGCCCACCGCCAUGCGUGUUACAGGAAAUCGCAGAUCGUUGUCGUGCUACUAUAGCGUCCACUCCUUAUUAGCGGAAUCUGUGUUCCACUCCUCCCCAUCUCAUCCUGUCGUUUCAUGUGCAAGUGUAGUGAAAUCGCAGCAGCUUGGUGGUACAGCUUAAGUGUCGACAAUACCGUCAGAGCUAAGCAUAUUGUUCCGGGAAUCUAGACCAACGGGUUACUGAAGUUUACUGCCAAGUCCAUGUGUUCUGCGUUCGAAGCAUGUUAGCCUUCUCUUCCGUUCUGCGACCACUACAUUACAGGCACCGAAUCACGCAUUAAGUACUCUUAAUGUGAUCUUCUUUGUUGUUCUUACGUAAAAAAAAUGAUAAUGUUCAUUUUUUUCUUAAGAUGAUCGUCCGGGACAAAAGUAAACAUAACGCUGCGCUGCCAUUCCGGCUCCUCUGGAGUGAAAAACCAGUAGCAUUAUUGUGAUUUUGUUUGUGUGGCGGCAUCGCCCACGCGCGGUCAUUCAUUAUUCCUCCUUAUUGCAUGCAGUACAUGCGCAAUUACAUUCUACAACAGCCCCUGAAAGCUCUCUGUUUAAUACGUCUCUGGGGAAGAGCGCUACGGGAAAACUAGUACCGAAACUUCCCUGCACGCAUUUAUUGUAAACUGUGAAGUAUCACGUCCGUAUACAGCAGCGUCCUGUGGUUAAACGACCGGGCUUUACGAGGACACUACCUCCAAAUACUACAGGCGAAAUCUCACUGCGUUUAGAGGCCGGUACCACGGAGCGCACGUGCAGGUGCUUUCGCGCGAAGCAAUAACUUUUCAUUUUUUUUGUCGCAGACAUCAUGCACAUAAUAACGGAUUGAUCGAGGCGAUGCAACUUUUUGCACUAAGACAAAGGUAACAAGAUGCUGUGCCUCAACACUUCUUGGCAGGAAAACGACUAAUUGUUUCCCUAUCACUUGGACAAUUCUUGAUAUCAGUGGUUCUAUUAAGCGAAUACCACGUCGAGAGCGCUAACAGGGCCACGCAUUAACUUUGUCAUCUCUUCGCUUGUAUAAUAGAAGCACAUGUAUGCAUAAAAAUUUGAUCUCUGUUCAUCGUAAUAUUAUUAUAUUUGUUUUCCUAGUGAACGCUUUCACUGUCCCACUACUCCAGGAUUUUGUACCGACUGACCAGUCGAAUAAAGAUACUUAUGAACUAAA